This is a messenger RNA of Erigeron canadensis, 1630 nucleotides long. RefSeq lists its product as uncharacterized. The record is from RefSeq and is a predicted model, not a curated record. NCBI's taxonomy places the organism in Eukaryota, Viridiplantae, Streptophyta, Magnoliopsida, Asterales, Asteraceae. The coding region runs from base 232 to 1449 and encodes 405 amino acids. The transcript is spliced from 11 exons.
CCUUCGCCUUUGCCUGAAUCAUAAAAUUAAUACUUAUAAUAUAACCCCAUACAAAAAAGACCAACCCAACUAUAUGAAAAUCAUGAGACCUUUCAUUCACAUUCCUUCAUUAAGCUAGCAUCCAUAAAUUCUAAAGGCUUACAAUUUUCUUUCACAAGUCAUUUUCUCUCUUGGCUUAUCACAUUAUAUUUCUUUUUAACAAGAGGGUGUGAGUACUUAGACUUAUUAUAUAUGUACAUAAUGUUACCUUAUAUGGCGGUUUUAGCGUCGGCAUUGGGAUGCUUGUUGCUUCUUGGUAAUGGAGGAAUGGUGGAGGGGGCUUCUGUCAAAGUGCCGGCUAACAUUUCGAGGGUAGAAGAUGCUGCUUAUUAUCAUAUAUAUUAUGGUAGUACCUUCAAAGUCAUUAAAAAUGACCUCGACGGCAAGAGCUACCUCCUAAUCCAGGAUAACUCAAAGAUGGCUACAAAGACCAAGUAUUGUACACCAAGGAUCAAAUCCUUUGUCAUUCCAUUAUCAAACUUUUCUUUGGAUGUUAAUUAUUUCCCAGUUUCAUUCUUUGAGCUUCUAGGACUUAUGCCAAGCAUGAAAGGCAUGACAUCCGAAAUGAUAGCUUCUCCAUGUUUGCUUAAAUUGUACAAUGAAGGACAAAUUCAAAUGCUCAACAAGAGUGAACCACAACAAUUUUCUCAUUAUACAGCACAUUUUAUCGGCGAUAGCUCUAAUCAACAAACUCAAUCAUGCAAUUAUGUUAGCUAUGUCCCCAUCGGCGAGCAAGCUCCUCUCCAAAGGGCAGAGUGGAUUAAGUACCUCGGACUUUUUGCCAACAUGGAAGUGAGAGCAAAUGAAAUCUAUGAUGCCGUGAAAAAGAAUUACAUGUGCUUGGUGAAUUCGACAGCAAGCAAAAAGCUCAAGCCGAUAGUGGCUUGGAUGGAGUUCAAUGAUGGCGCUUGGUCUUUCACAAAAGAAGCAUACAAGCUAAAGUAUAUAGUAGAUGCAGGAGGAGAGAACUUGGACGAGUCUAUAAACAAAUCAACAUACAACAUAUCCUCUAUCGAAGAAUUAGAACAACUUAAUGCUAUCUUAUGUACUGUAGAUGUAGUAAUCGAUGGAACAGCAACUCCAGACCCGAUGGGCUACAACUCAACUUUGUUUCUGCAAAACCUCGACAUAGAGAAUCAAUCUUGUCUUGCUUUUCUUUCAUCUCAAAGCGUUUGGAGACAUGAUAAACGUCUUUCAACUGAUAUGGCUCUCGAUUGGUAUGAUGGAGCAGUGUCCCAACCACAACUAGUCCUGGCGGAUCUAAUAGAAGUUCUGUUUCCAACGGGGAACUAUACAACUACUUACUUCAGAAACCUCCUAAAGGAUGAACUUCCGGUAACCCUUGGUCCUGAAAGCUGCCCUCGUGAUACUUUAACUGCUCAGGAGCCAACUAUAGUAGCAUGCGGAUAAAAAAGCUAGUUUUUAUCUUUUUGUAUCCCGAAAGCUGUUGAUUUUUUUAGGAGGUGUGUUACCUUAAUUAAUACGAGUACUUUUUAUUAGUAGCAAUUGUGAGAGUCGAAUUAUAGUAAUUUGUUUCCACUACAAAUGUAGACAAGGAUAUGUUCAUUAGUAUAUUUAUCAUUUAUCUGAU